GAAAAUGGCGGAAAGGAGUUCGAGAAAAACGUCGAGAAACAUCUGUUGGAAUGCCUGAAUUUUGGUUGUCUUAGGGAAGAAAAUUCAAGUUUCAAGAUGCGUAGAGGGCCAGGAGGAGUUGGUGCAAUAAACAGGCAACGUCUUGCGAGGGAAAAGUAUGCCACGAAGGGAACGGAAAUAGCAGACAUCCAGCUAUCACAAAUGGGAAAACAGCUGGAUUCCUUCAAGUCAUCUCUUGAAGACUUUGCAGGAAAGUACAAACAGGAAAUCAAGAAGAACCCAGAGUUUAGAGGUCACUUUCAACAGAUGUGUGCUCGCAUUGGUGUCGACCCACUGGCAUCGAGCAAAGGUUUCUGGGCAGAGCUACUCGGUGUGGGAGACUUUUACUAUGAGCUUGGUGUUCAAAUUGUUGAGAUCUGCAUGGCAACAAGGCCACGAAAUGGAGGUUUGAUGGCACUGGACGAAUUGCACAAAAAAGUCCUGAAAACGAGCAAAUCCAGACAAGAUGUAUCUGAAGAUGACUUGGCACGUGCAAUAAAAAAACUUCAUGUGAUGGGCAGUGGUUUUCAAAUUCUACCAGUUGGUAACAAACGGCUGGUCCAGUCAGUGCCGGGAGAACUGAGCAUGGAUCAUGCUGCAGCACUUCAGCUGGCUCAGGGCAAUGGGUACACAUCAGUUUCAGCCAUCAUGAAGGAUUUAGGAUGGGAAGCUGAUCGUACAAAGCGAAUCUUGGAUCACAUGGUUCAUGAAGAGAUGGCCUGGGUUGAUGACCAAGCACCCAGUGAAAGAUUAUACUGGUUCCCAGGCCUCUUCCCAGAAACCUGACAAGCCUUGGAAUCAAAAAUACGAAGAGAAGAUAAUAUUGUCUGCAUGCAGAAAGUGAUUGCAGGAAGAAAUGCUACUGUAGGCUGACAAAGCUGAAGAAUCCACAAGUUAAUACUUGUUACUAAAAGCUGUCAAACUAUCUUCGAGAAGUUGGCUAAAUGGUGUUAAGACAUAGACAGUGAUGUACAGAUGCUUCAUUAGGGAGCUUAAGAAUACUAUGACAGCAACACCCAAGAGGACAUCGUUAAAAAAGAUUAGAUAAGCAAAACAAUCCCUAUGUUCAAGUUUUGACAUGUCGUAGCCACACUCCACAAAACAAAAAUGUGAUAUGUCCAAAUUCUGAAUAUUUUUGAGAAUUUUUAUGAGCCAUGUUGGCCAAUGUUUUGUAUUUCCUUUUGGCAUUUACUACUGGCAUUACAUGUUUUGUUUGAGCAA
This is a messenger RNA of Orbicella faveolata, 1260 nucleotides long. Its product is annotated as vacuolar-sorting protein SNF8-like. Gene Ontology annotation, cellular component: ESCRT II complex. Gene Ontology annotation, biological process: protein transport to vacuole involved in ubiquitin-dependent protein catabolic process via the multivesicular body sorting pathway. The record is from RefSeq and is a predicted model, not a curated record. NCBI's taxonomy places the organism in Eukaryota, Metazoa, Cnidaria, Anthozoa, Scleractinia, Merulinidae.